Molecule: messenger RNA, 2257 nt
Organism: Gastrolobium bilobum
Lineage: Eukaryota; Viridiplantae; Streptophyta; Magnoliopsida; Fabales; Fabaceae
Product: phosphoenolpyruvate carboxykinase (ATP) 1-like
Exons: 13
Coding region: 154-2139 (661 amino acids)
Biological process (GO): gluconeogenesis
Cellular component (GO): cytosol
Molecular function (GO): phosphoenolpyruvate carboxykinase (ATP) activity; ATP binding
Source: RefSeq, a predicted model, not a curated record
GUCUUUCUCUCAUAAUCGUCAAAAGCGCAACACAUACGUUGCACUUCCCUUGUUCAUUUAUCCGACCAGUUACUUUGUUUCUCGUUAGCCUUUCUUAUAUUCUAGCUUUCCUCAUUCCUGCAACAGAAAGUUUCAAAUCUCUGAGUGAAGAAGAUGGAAGCGAAUGGUAAUGGCAGCGUUAGAUUCGAUAACGGAAAUGGCAACGUAACGAACGGACUGCCAGAGAUUCAUACGCCGAAAAAGCAUGAUGAGAUUUGCCACGACGACAGUGUUCCAACGGUGAAGGCUCAAACCCUUGACGAGCUUCACUCGCUACAGAAGAAGAAGUCCGCACCCACCACCCCCGUCAAAGGGAUUCAGACUCCCUUUGCCACCCUCUCUGAACAUGAGCGCCAGAAUCUGCAACUACAGUCCAUCAGUGCAUCCCUGGCGUCACUGACGAGGGAGACUGGACCCAAGGUGGUAAGGGGAGACCCAGCUAAGAAGUUGGAAACUCAGAGGGUUGCUCACGUUACGCACCAUCAUGCCCCUCCCACCAUUGCUGUUAGUGAUAGUGCUUUGAAAUUUACCCAUGUCCUCUACAAUCUUUCACCUGCUGAACUUUAUGAACAAGCGAUCAAGUAUGAGAAAGGAUCGUUCAUCACUUCCACAGGGGCAAUGGCAACGCUUUCUGGGGCGAAGACGGGUCGCUCUCCCAGGGACAAGCGCGUCGUCAAGGACGAUGUUACUGAGAAUGAGCUUUGGUGGGGAAAGGGUUCCCCUAACAUCGAGAUGGACGAGCAGACUUUCAUGGUGAACAGAGAAAGAGCCGUCGAUUACUUGAACUCUUUGGACAAGGUUUUCGUGAAUGACCAAUUCUUGAAUUGGGACCCAGAGAACAGAAUCAAAGUCCGGAUUGUCUCUGCCAGAGCUUACCAUUCCUUGUUCAUGCACAACAUGUGUAUCCGACCCACUCCUGAAGAGCUGGAGAAUUUUGGUACUCCGGACUUCACUAUUUACAAUGCUGGACAGUUCCCAUGUAAUCGUUAUACUCACUACAUGACAUCCUCCACUAGCGUAGAUCUUAAUCUUGCUAGGAGGGAAAUGGUCAUCCUCGGCACUCAGUACGCCGGGGAAAUGAAGAAAGGUCUUUUCAGUGUUAUGCAUUAUCUCAUGCCUAUGCGUCAAAUCCUCUCCUUACACUCUGGAUGCAACAUGGGAAAAGAUGGGGAUGUUGCACUCUUCUUUGGACUCUCAGGUACCGGAAAGACCACUCUUUCUACAGACCACAAUAGGUAUUUAAUUGGAGAUGAUGAACACUGUUGGAGUGAGAAUUGUGUCUCUAACAUUGAAGGUGGUUGCUAUGCCAAAUGCAUUGAUCUCUCACGAGAGAAAGAACCUGAUAUCUGGAAUGCUAUCAGAUUUGGUACAGUCUUGGAAAACGUGGUGUUUGAUGAGCAUACUCGAGAGGUUGAUUACACUGACAAAUCAGUUACAGAAAAUACUCGUGCAGCUUAUCCUAUAGAGUACAUUCCAAAUGCAAAGUUACCAUGUGUUGGCCCUCACCCAAAAAAUGUCAUACUUUUGGCAUGUGACGCAUUUGGUGUGCUCCCACCCGUGAGUAAGUUAAACCUGGCGCAGACCAUGUAUCAUUUCAUCAGCGGAUACACUGCUUUGGUGGCUGGUACAGAGGAUGGUAUAAAGGAGCCACAGGCAACUUUUUCAGCUUGUUUUGGUGCAGCAUUUAUUAUGCUACACCCUACAAAGUAUGCGGCAAUGCUUGCUGAAAAGAUGCAGGAACAUGGUGCUACUGGAUGGCUUGUUAACACUGGUUGGUCUGCUGGCAGCUAUGGUUAUGGGAGUCGUAUUAAACUACAAUAUACGAGAAAAAUAAUUGAUGCCAUUCACUCUGGAAGCCUCCUGAAUGCAGAGUACACUAAGACUGAGAUUUUUGGGCUAGAAAUCCCCACAGAAGUGGAGGGAGUCCCUUCAGAAAUUCUGGAUCCUGUGAACACGUGGUCAGACCAAAAUGCCUACGAGGAGACACUGUUGAAGUUGGCUGGAUUGUUCAAGAAGAAUUUCGAAACCUUCACCAACUACAAGAUUGGCAAGGACAACACUCUUACAGAAGAUAUUCUCGCAGCUGGUCCAAUCUUUUGAGGCUAUGUUAAUUUGUGUGAUUGGGAUUGGAAUAUUAGGAUGGUGGAACCAGUCUCACCAUAGAAUAAAACUUUGGUUGGGUUCAAUCCAUAUAUAAAAAGUUACAUUUCUAGUUUUA